Echinops telfairi (small Madagascar hedgehog) is the source of this 1314-nucleotide messenger RNA. RefSeq names its product TIMELESS interacting protein (gene TIPIN). The record is from RefSeq and is a predicted model, not a curated record. Gene Ontology annotation, molecular function: DNA binding. Lineage: Eukaryota; Metazoa; Chordata; Mammalia; Afrosoricida; Tenrecidae. Gene Ontology annotation, cellular component: replication fork protection complex; nucleus. Bases 29 to 862 code for a protein of 277 amino acids. The transcript is spliced from 8 exons. Gene Ontology annotation, biological process: DNA replication checkpoint signaling; replication fork processing; DNA damage response.
GCGGCCGGCGCGGGCACUGCAGGUAAAGAUGGUGGAAGCACAGGAGAAUGGCGUGAUGGAGCUACCCGAUUAUGAGCAUGUGGACGAUGAAACGUUUCCUCCUUUCCCACCUCCAGCCUCUCCCGAGAGAGAAGAUGGGGAAGUUGCUGAACCCCUCGAUGAAGAGCUGGAGGGGAGGGUACCUGUCCCUGUGCCUGCAAAGAGAAUAGUGAAGAGGAACGUCCCCAAGCUGGAUGCCCAGAGGUUAAUUUCAGAGAGAGGGCUUCCAACCUUAAGGCAUGUGUUUGAUAAGACAAAAUUCAAAGGUAAAGGUCAUGAGGCUGAAGACUUGAAGAAGCUAAUCAGACACAUGGAGCACUGGGCACAUAGGCUAUUCCCUAAACUGCAAUUUGAGGAUUUUGUUGACAGAGUUGAAUACCUGGGGAAUAAAAAGGAAGUUCAGACCUGUUUAAAACGAAUCCGACUUGAUCUCCCUAUUGUACAUGAAGAUUUUAUUAGCAGUAAAGAUGAAGUAGGGGAAAAUAGCGACCAUGAUGUGUCUACCACUGAAUUAGAUCCUUUUAUGACGAGCUCAUCUGAAAGUGAGAGGUUUGCUUCGGAGCCAAGGAGAAGCCUAACCGUAGAGGAGCGACAAAGAAUGGAGAGAAAUCAGCGGCUGGCCUUGGAGAGAAGACAGGCAAAGCUACUGAGCAACAGCCAGCCCCUGGGCAAUGACUUGCUCAUGGAUACACCGGAGGCACCUACUGAGGAGGUUAAUACAAAUGAAGAUCAAACAGAGGGGUCAAGUGGACUGAAUGAAGACACUACAGAAAACCCACAUAAUGAUGCUGCCGGUACUAUAAAUGCUGAGGAUGAACUAUAGUGUGAGAAAACGCGACUGGAACAAUGUCUUUCAAUGCUACACCCAGAAAUGUUUGCCAAAGUGGGGCAGACCUCAGAUUAGAAGGGAAGCCUCUUCGCUUCUUGUCACCCAGGUCUGGGGUUUGCUGUGUACAAAUGAUCUCCUUUGAGUGAAUGUCACCUGGGUAAAUUUUGGUUUCAGGUUUCUGUUUAAAACCUGGCAUUUAUUUUGGUCGCGUGUCACUUUCUGACAAACUGAUUAAGUCUUAUUUAUUCUCUUUAGCGUUUACUUUUUACAUAGAUCAUUGGGACUUAAAAAAAAUGAUAGUUAAUAAACAGUUUCUGCUGCUAAUGUAGCAUUGAAGGCAUUGUUUUCAAUUAACUUAGUACUGUUUUAAGAUGUAACUAGAUAAUGAAUAUUCUGUUUUUUUGAAAGCAAAAGUGAUUUUAUAAACUAUCUAUAGACUUUGUGAA